Salarias fasciatus (jewelled blenny) is the source of this 5165-nucleotide messenger RNA. Its product is annotated as androgen receptor-like. The transcript has 8 exons. Gene Ontology annotation, molecular function: zinc ion binding; DNA-binding transcription factor activity; sequence-specific DNA binding. The record is from RefSeq and is a predicted model, not a curated record. NCBI's taxonomy places the organism in Eukaryota, Metazoa, Chordata, Actinopteri, Blenniiformes, Blenniidae. Gene Ontology annotation, biological process: regulation of DNA-templated transcription. The coding region runs from base 113 to 2404 and encodes 763 amino acids.
GAGCGUAUUUCACAACGUGAGAGUUGGGCUGAGCGGCAACAGUCGCUCGGACCUGCGAAGACUUCUGUCGCGCAAAGUCCGGUCUCCUGGCCAAGUAAACACUUUCCGGGAGAUGAGCCAAACUGACCAACAGUUAUCCUGUCGGAACAUUUGGCCAGAGGGCAAGAAAAGACGGGCGGCCGACGUCGCGAGCGCUCCCGGGAUGGCGCUGAAAACUGAGGAAACUCAGGUCUUUUUCUCCAGAAACCUGUCGGGGAGCAGCAGCACCGGCAGACCGGCGGAGUCCGAUCAUCACGCCGGCGUUUACGGAUCGGGGCGCGUGAAUCCCGCCGCCUGUGACAUGGAGAAGCAGUGCUGUCAGACAGCUGCUACUCCUCACGAGGAGUUGUCAAACGCUGACUGCCGUGUGGGCGACAGCCGCUCGUUUUCUGCCUGCGCCACAAUCUCGGAGACCGCCCGGGAGCUGUGCAAAGCCGUGUCCGUGUCUCUGGGUCUGGCCAUGGAGUCCGGGGACGCGGGCGACGUGGACGCGGCGCUGCCCCCGCGUCUGACCGCCGACCAGAUGCGCGGAGAGUAUUUCUCGUUCGGGGCGGACGCGGCGCCGCUGAGCCGUCCCGGAGUCCCGGUGCUGCCCGCCGAGUCCUACAGGUGUCCCGACCGGGAGGAGCGGGCGACGCGCGGCCAACUCGUCAGCAUGUUCAAAAGUUCGGAGACCCCCGCGCCUUUCCACCAGCUCUCCUCCGCCCGGACCCCCGUCGGCGCGCAGGGCUUCCCGCUGUGCGAGGCGGAGGACGCCGAGCACCUGGACCCCGCGCGCGCCGCCUCCUGCUCCUACGCUCCGGACAACCUGCCGCCGCCGCCGCCGCCGCACUUUGCGCACCGGGCGGCGGACGGCAGGCCGUGCGCAGCCUACAACCCCCACGAGGAGGACUUCGGGGACGCCGCGGAGCACAAGUCCGGCGGCUACCAGCCGCAGGGGUACGGCCUCAAACUCAAGUGCGAGGACAGCGACCCCGCGGGGGGUCUGUGGGCCCCCAACUGCAACGUCGCCGCCGACAAGUACAGCCCGCAGUUCUGGGGCUCCAAGCAGUGCGCGAACGCGCACAACAGCGGGUCAAACGCCGCGUUUAUAUGCAACCCGUACGAGAGGAGCGUGGUGCGUCCCGAGCAGUGGUACCCGGGCGGGAUGCUGAGGCCCCAUUACACCAGCUCGCCCUACAUCAAGAGUGAAGUGGGGGAAUGGCUGGAUGUCACCUACAACGACACGAGGUUUGACGGUGGGAGAGAGCAUGUGUUUCCCAUGGAGUUCUUCUUCCCCCCGCAGAGGACGUGUCUCAUCUGUUCAGACGAGGCGUCCGGCUGCCAUUAUGGCGCUCUCACCUGUGGCAGCUGCAAAGUUUUCUUCAAAAGAGCUGCAGAAGGUAAACAGAAAUAUCUGUGUGCAAGCAAAAACGACUGCACCAUUGAUAAGCUAAGGAGAAAGAAUUGCCCCUCUUGCCGGCUGAAGAAGUGUUUUGAAGCUGGAAUGACUCUCGGAGCACGCAAGCUGAAGAAGAUCGGACAACAGAAGAACCAGGACGAGGACAAUUCCGUCCACGAGCCGGCGGAGGUGAUCCACAACAUCUCACCCAAGUCCAGCCUGCACUUCACCUCCCAGCUCGCCUUCCUCAACAUCCUGGAGUCCAUCGAGCCGGAGGUGGUGAACGCAGGACACGACUGCGGUCUUCCAGACUCCGCGGCGUCGCUGCUCACCAGCCUCAACGAGCUGGGAGAGAGACAACUGGUCAAAGUGGUGAAAUGGGCCAAAGGACUGCCGGGCUUUCGAAAUCUUCAUGUGGACGACCAGAUGACUGUGAUCCAGCAUUCAUGGAUGGGCGUGAUGGUGUUCGCCUUGGGAUGGAGGUCCUAUAAGAACGCCAACGGCAAGAUGCUUUACUUCGCCCCGGACCUCGUGUUCAAUGAAACUCGGAUGCACAUUUCCACGAUGUACGAGCACUGCCUGCGCAUGAGACAUCUCUCCCAGGAGUUCGUGCUGCUGCAGAUCACCCAGGAAGAGUUCCUCUGCAUGAAGGCCCUGCUCCUUUUCAGCAUCCUUCCUGUUGAAGGUCUGAAGAGCCAGAAGUACUUCGACGAGCUGCGUCUCACCUACAUCAACGAGCUGGACCGCGUCAUCAACUAUCAGAUGUCGGCCAACUGUCCCCAGAGGUUUUACCAGCUCACGCGGCUGCUGGACUCCCUCCAGAUGACAGUGAAGAAGCUCCACCAGUUUACAUUUGACCUCUUUGUCCAGGCGCAGUCGCUCCACACGAAAGUCAGCUUUCCAGAGAUGAUUGGAGAAAUAAUCUCUGUACAUGUACCAAAGAUCCUGGCGGGUUUGGCUAAACCAAUCUUGUUCCACAAGUAGAUGGUUUUGGGGUUUUUUUUUUUCUUUCUUUCUUUCUUUGCUGUUGUUUUUGUUUUUGGUUUGUUUUGUUUUUUUCCGAUCAAAAUGACUCAUCUCUGCUGCCUCCAUAAACUUAAACAAAGGCUUUGAACUGUUUCCUCACGUCUUUAGUCUAAUUGCUUUUAUACUGUCCUGUAAUCUUCAGGUCGUAGAUUUUUAUUUUUUUUUUUUUCCGAUUUUCUUUUAUCUUUUUUGUUCAGAUGAGAUGUAUGUUUCUUUCAGCAGUUAAAAACUUUAAUCUGAGGAGUUAGAGGGCAUCACCUGACAUUUCUGAGGGGAACUCAGAUGACUUACAGAUGCUCCUAAACCGAGUCCGUGAAUCAUGAACACAGAAAGCUAAAAGUACCGGGGUUAAACCAUUACGGUAUACAUGUGACCCUCAUUACUCACUUAACACCAUAAAUAUAAAUCCUAAUAGCAGGAAAUGCCUUCAAGAGCAAAUGAAAAUUUAAUUAUAGAAGCAAAUAAAAUACUUGUGUGAAAAUCAUCUUAAAAAAAAAAGUGAAAAAGUGUUUUUAUGACUGCCUCCAGUGCAUCUGUUAUUUAUGUGCAUGAAGCUCAGAGGGAUAAAUACAACUUGUUAGGCGUUUAGGGGAUCGUUUGUCUUAGUGUGGGUGCUUCGGACUGCUAUCACACGCACCAGAUGAGGGUCAACACGUCACGCAGCAGCAGGACGUAGAAAACAGCCCUGCCCUCCAGCGUCUCAUACCCUCCCGACCGCAUGGCGACGAGACGCCGAAAUCACGCCCUAACUCUCGCCGAUUGUUUAGCUGGAGUCCGGAAACUCCCGUUUUCUGCCAGGUGAAAUUAUUUCUCUUUUGUCAGUUGAUUGCGGAGGUUUUCUAUUCUGUCUGAAGAGCGUGGCGGCAGCGGCGUGUUUCGGUGUCAGAGAGGGCCGGCCGCUGGCGGGGCGAAGCGCCGAUAAAUCAGACAGCUGAAUGCAGAACUCACUGAUCCAUGACAGCACCGGCUACCGAUAUGAAGUGGUGAUCAUUAAACAUUUUAUUGGCAAUGCCACAUGUGGCAAAGGGUCUGCAACCCGUGGAAAGUUAAGAGCGUCUCUCUUGUUUUCCCGUGUGGCUUCACAAAGCUACACGCUUGUAUUUGUUGUUUUGCUGCGCAGCAGACAGGCAGUCUGUCAAGGUGGAAAAAAAUACAACAAAUGGAUAAUAGAUUGUUUCAAUAAUUCAGCGGCUGAAAUACACAUCAGUUCCUAUUAUGCCGGCGUACCCAUCCGCCUCUUACUGCUGGUGAAUAAUGCUGAGUUUCUGACACAAACAAAUCCAAACAAGAGAGGCUUCUGGGUAACAGAUCAACUUGCUUUCAUUGCCACUGUUGCUUGUUUUCACCUGUGUGUUUGACAUGCGGAGAGAAAUUAGCAAGUGUCGAGCUUGUUUUGGGGCUUUACUCAUAAUUCUAACUGGUGGUUGCAGACCCCUGCUCGUUUUCACCUGCGUUGUAAACACUGCCGCUGAAAACACUGUUUGUUGUGCAGUGGCUGAUGGGUAAACUUGACCCACGGUGCAGACCGUGCUAAAUCCGAGCGCACUUGCGGAAUCGUUGCCCUGCCGGGGAACGACGGCACAGAGGGCAGAGAGGCAGGGUGCGGUGGCAGUCACACAACCAAAACCUCGCCCCCGCGUAUUUUAAUCACAAUGAUAUAAUUCAUCACCUAAUCCGUCGUAACAUCGCUCUAAUGUAAUUUAGCACACUCGCAUUGUUUGAUUUUGGUGGCUCAGCCGCACGAACCUGUGCGCCGAUCGCCACGCGUGCGCCUCACUUUUUCAGCUUUCUUCCCCCAGAGCUGCAGUCUGGGUGUUUUGGGUUUUUUUUUGUAAAAAUAUAGAGGAUGAACUUCUGCUGACAUGAAGCAAAAAAAAAAAAAAAAAAAAUCCUUGGCACGGCCUUAAAAUUAGAUAAUAAUCACAAACGAAGAUGGUUUUUCACAACUUUUCCAAAUACUACUGGAUUUAGCUUUCGAUCCGUGUUUCAUAAAGACCUUAACUCAUGGUGGACGUAAUGUUUUUUGCAAACACAUUUGUGUACUUUUGUGCAUGCGCAGGUCUGUCUGUGUAAAUACAGUGCCUUUGGACAGUAUCGAUUUUUUGACUUUAUGAUGUCAGCCUGAGUUCGGCAAAAAGCAACAUGGAUGUGAAAUAUCUGGACUUGAAAUGAAGCCUAUUUGAAUAUUUGAAAGCUUUAAUGGAAAAAAAAAGACACUAAAAAACAAAGCCACUGUGUACAGAGGGCGCAAAGCUCCACCAUCGCCACUGGAAAACGCAGCCAUGAAGACAUCGUGCUAAGAGCAGCGGGCUCUACCAAGGCACGAAGAAGAAAGCAUGGCACCGUAUACAGACCAAUAAUGAAUGUAAACCAGACCAAAUGUGCCACAAAUCCUGGAUAAAGGCAGUUGUGUACCAACAGGGGAGCAAACUAUUACCGAAUGGAAGUGAAGUGAAGUGGACAGGCCUCACAUGUAGAGCAUGAGAAGUCCUUGAUCUGUUCUGUCAAAACUUUAAGAAAGGAACUAGAAAUAAUACAUUAAAAAAAAAAAAAAGAAAAAAACCUAUGGAAUGCCUUGAAGAUAACUGAUCCCAGAUAGUUAAGCUGCAUAUUAUUAGUUUGAGGAACGGAAACUAUCAUCAUUUUUCAUAAAUAACAAAGACAAAGAAAGAAAGAACAAACAAAAAAAAAACAAAAAAAAACCUGAACAGCGGGGUUU